Peronospora belbahrii is the source of this 633-nucleotide messenger RNA. NCBI's taxonomy places the organism in Eukaryota, Oomycota, Peronosporomycetes, Peronosporales, Peronosporaceae. The record is from the annotation of a GenBank genome assembly.
AUGCCACCGACGUCUCAUCAAUUCUUUCAUUUUACUCCAGUCAUGAUGAAGAAUAUAAAGGAAGCGGCAACUUGUGGUGGGUUCGAUAAGGAUGGGGUCAACGAAUUUUCAUAUGUGAGUACCAUCGACGCUAUUACAGCGUUGUUCACUGUGCUAAUGUCGACUGCCUGCGAAUUACGCAGGAAAUGUCGUCUGCAGCGCAGGCGACGAAAGCUCGCUCGACGCCUGCGAGAAUCGAUUAUACAGAGUGACGAAAUCUUUUUGCGCGACGCUAUCAACUUCCUGGCAGAGCACAGCAACGCCGGUUGUGUUCAGCUGAGCAAUAACUUCUUGUUUGGGCCUGACCUCGUGUUUUCGUCGUGGGUGCACUUGGGCAUGUACAAUGCCGAAUUCGACGGUACACAUCCGUGGUAUGCAUCCUUCCCUCGAAUGACAUGCUAUGACGGCCGUGUAAUCAUCACGGAGGCCCAAAAAGGUGGCGAAGGGAUCGAUGUGGGUGUAUUUCUUGUAAGUAAAGCCAUGGAGAAACUCAAGAAGAUGUUUUCCGAGGUGUCGUAUCUGUACGAGAGGCCGAUUUUAGUGAUGAUGAAGUACAAGAUUGAAAACGUUAGUGCCAUCGCAAGUUUACUAUGA